GAUUACCCGCCGUUUUUAGCAAACAUCUCCCUCACAUACUCGUUAACGCGCUUUAUUACUUCAUCUCUCCGACCCUUCAUCUCUAUCUCAUUCCCUAUUGCUCAAAUCUAUCCACCAAAAGAAACCCUCAAAAAGAUCAUGUAACCCUCGAGCAUCGAUCCGUGUCUGAUUCUUGAUUACAAUGAACAUAUUCAACUCACCUGUGGCAAAAAGAACUCGGCUACAAUGGCAACUGCUUUAUGCUCAAGUAUCCGGAGGCUCUUGUAGAUCAAAGAGAAGAGAAGUCAGUGAAGCCAAGAGGGUUGAUGAGUUGGAAGAGGAAAAAAGCAGUGAAAAUGGAUCGAAAGGCUCUUCUAGAUCAACAAGAAGAAGACUUAAUGAAACUAAAAAGGAUAAAGAAUCAUUGGUUGAUGAGUCGGAAGAGGAAGAAAACAAUGAAAAUGCAUCUGAAGGGUCUAGUAUAUUGAGAACAAGACAUGAUGAAGCUGAGAGGGUCAAUGAGAUAUGGAUUGAUGAUUCGGAAGAGGAAACCAACAAUGAAAAUGCUUCCAAUGGCUCUAGUAUAUCAAGAAUAAGAGAACAUGAUGAAGCUGAGAGGUUUAAUGAGAUAUUGCUUGAUGAUACAGAAGAGGAAACAGACAAUGAAAAUGCAUCAGAAUGCUCUAGUAUAUUGAGAGGAAAAGGACAUGAGGAAGCCAAGUGGAUUGAUGAUGAUGAUGAGUUAUUUAUUGAGGAUUCUGAAGGAAAAUCAAACUCAAGUCUCAUGACAUCAAAUAAGCAUGACAUCAAAUGUGAAUACUCAGUUGAUGAGUCUCAAGAGAAAGGAAGCGAUGAGGAAGAAUCUCAUCAUUCAAUGAAAGAGACAGAUGGAGAUAAGGAAAAAAAUAAUAUCGAGUCUGUAAAGAUUGCAAUGAAGAACCAGGGGUAUCGUUCAUCAAGUUUCUUUACUACUGGGACUCACACGUACUUCCUCUACUCUUCGGAUGACUCUGAUUCAGAUGAUACAGCUGUAAUUCCUGAUGAAGAAGCUAAAAUGGUAACAGAGGCUGAUGAAGAUCUUCCAAUACCCUGCAAAUAUCAUGAAGAAAUUCAAAAUCUGUCUAGUGAAGAUGAUGAAGAUGAGCCAUCUAGUUCUAGCCAAAGUGAGAGUGAUAACUUGGACAAUUUCGAAAUUUUGCUACAAAACAAAAGACACAAACAGCUCACAAACAUGAAAGAAUCUCCAACGGAAAACACAAGGGAAAAAAUUUGGUCUGGAUCAGUUGACAGAAGAGAGAAGAAUCAAUCAGCAUCAAAAACGAAUAUGAAAAAACCAAAUCUUAAACCAAUGAAUGAUUCUACUAUGCGUAUCAACACUCAUGAAAAACCGUACGCAAAAGUUAAAGAAAGCGAUCAUUACAAAACAGUUGAUAAAGCAAAUGCUGUCAAAAAUCAAGAAUCUUUGAACCCUAGAAAAGCUCCACGAAAAGAUGAUGGCGUCUUUGUAGAAUCUCUUUUGGAUUCAAUCAUUGAAAAUGGAGAAGUUCAUCACAAAGAGGGUGACAUUUGUCUUCCUUUACGAUUCAGAUUUGAUGAUAGCGAAGAUGAGUCCUCACGUCAAAAAAAUGAUGAAAUGGAAGGAUUAUUUCAGGAGAUGGAGUUUGCUUUCAGUUGUGAAGAAAUAGGUUCCUAUACAACACCAACGGUUAAAAACAGAGAGAAAGAUGUCGAUGUCGAUGAGACUGAAACAAAUCCUUUCAAACAAUGUCAAAAGGGGGAGCACAGAGAUGCAUACUUCGAAGAACAAAUAGGCUUCAGAUGUGGUAUUUGUGGAGCUAUCAUUUUAGAAAGCAGAUAUGUAAUACCAAAGCUAGCAAACUAUGCACCCGAUAAGUCAAAAAGAAGUUAUCGUUUUAAUAAUCAACACUUCUCUACUUCAGAAAACAUGUAUUUUGAAGCUCCAGAUUGGAACCCUCUUGACAUUUACACGCAAAGUAAAGGCACAGUUUGGGAACUAAUCCCUAUCAACAUUCGAGCACAUUUAUAUCAUCAUCAACAAGAAGGGUUCAAGUUUUUAUGGAAAAAUUUGGCGGGAACAAUUGAGCUUUCAAGAAUACAUAAACUGGAUCCACGUGGUGGUGGAUGCAUCAUUUCACAUGCUCCUGGAACUGGUAAAACCCUGUUGACCAUUGUGUUUCUUGAGUCGUUUCUUAAGAAAUUUCCCAAAUGUUUCCCUGUUAUAGUUGCUCCAGUGAGCAUGCUUCUAACAUGGGAAGCUGAAUUCAAGAAAUGGCAAGUUGGGUUUUCGUUUCUGAACCUCAACAGUUCUGAUAUUUUGAGCAAGGAUAAGGUGAAUAAUGCUAACUUAAAAUGUAGUAAAGAUUUGAUACGUGCAAUGAAGAUAAGUUGUUGGAGUAAUGGUGGAAGUGUUCUUGGAGUGAGCUACAACCUGUAUGAAAAACUAGCUGGGAAUGCAAAGAACAAGAAUCUUGAAAAAAUGGGAAAUGUGUUACUCGAGAAACCUGGUUUAGUAGUUCUUGAUGAAGGCCACACACCUCGUAAUGAAAGAAGCAACAUUUGGAACGUGCUUAAAAAGCUCAAAACUGAAAAACGUGUCAUUUUAUCAGGAACACCGUUUCAAAACAACUUUAGGGAGUUGUUUAAUACGUUGCAUUUAGUAAGGCCAGCAACUGCGAAAGAUAUCAUGAACCAAAAGAUCUUUGCAGAAAUGAUGAUUCGUUGUAGGAACAAAAAGAAAUCCAGAAGUGAAUCUGCAGCUUCAGGCGAUAUAGAAAAACUAAAAGCGAUCAUUUCACCUUUCGUUCAUGUACACAAAGGAAAGAUUCUCGAAAGCAAGCUUCAUGGUUUGAAAAGCAGUGUCAUUCUUCUGAAUCCACCUCCGCUUCAAAAACGUUUAAUUAAAAAUAUUGGAAGUUUAGCGAAGACUUUUGAGUAUGAACAUAAGGUUGCUUUGGUGUCUGUUCAUCCAUCUUUGAUCCUUCAUUGUUCGUUGUCUGAGGAAGAAAAAAACUCGAUAGACAAACAAGAACUCAAAGAGGUGAAACUUAAACCUGACUUUGGUGUCAAAACAAGGUUUGUUAUGGAGCUCAUUCGCCUAAGCGUAUCGUUAGAUGAAAAAGUUUUGAUCUUUAGCCAAUUUAUCGAGCCGUUAAAGUUGUUAAAAGACCAAAUUGCCCUUGUUUUUGGUUGGAACGAAGGGAGGGAGAUGAUGAUCAUAGAAGGAAGGAUACAUCACAAGCAAAGGCAAACGAUUAUAAACGAUUUCAACGAUCCAAACAGUGAAGUUAAAGUUUUGCUGGCAUCUACAAGAUGCUGUUCUGAAGGGAUUCAUCUUAUUGGUGCUUCAAGAGUGGUUCUUUUGGAUGUUGUUUGGAACCCUUCUGUGGAAAGACAAGCUAUUAGUAGAGCAUAUAGGCUAGGCCAGAAGAAGGUGGUUUACACCUAUCAUUUGAUGGCAUCUGGCACCACUGAAGAGGAGAAGUAUCAUAGACAAGUUGAGAAAGAGCGAUUAGGGGAGCUGGUAUUUUCUUCAUCUGCCAUGGCUUCUGAGGAACUGAAGAACAAUGAGAAGGUGCAUGCUACGAAGCUCAAUGAUAAGAUUUUGCAACAAAUGGUUGAUCAUCAAGAACUCAACACUAUGUUCAAUGAGAUCAGGUACCCUGAAAAACACACUACGAUUUGAUUAUAAGCUCUUGUUUCGAGGCACCCUUUUUGAGAUCUUAGUACCAUCACUUAAAGUUUGUUUUUGUUUUAUAAAUAUUAUCGACACAAGAUUCAGUUUUUGUGCAGUUUAUAUAUUAAUUUUGGCUGUUUUGUAGCUUACUGAAUCCUUGUUAGUUUGUUUUUGGAAGUUAUAAAAAUGUUCCUACUUAUGUAAUUUGCUGGACAGUGCUGAUAUUCUGAACUAUGGGGUGUUUGUAAACAAGCAAAUACCGAAUAUUUUGUAUAUUCAUAUAGACUGCUGCAUAAUUAUAUAUUGAC
Molecule: messenger RNA, 3981 nt
Organism: Lactuca saligna
Lineage: Eukaryota; Viridiplantae; Streptophyta; Magnoliopsida; Asterales; Asteraceae
Source: the annotation of a GenBank genome assembly